Ostrinia nubilalis (European corn borer) is the source of this 1547-nucleotide messenger RNA. RefSeq lists its product as uncharacterized. Gene Ontology annotation, cellular component: cytosol. The record is from RefSeq and is a predicted model, not a curated record. Gene Ontology annotation, molecular function: L-allo-threonine aldolase activity. NCBI's taxonomy places the organism in Eukaryota, Metazoa, Arthropoda, Insecta, Lepidoptera, Crambidae. Bases 143 to 1270 code for a protein of 375 amino acids. Gene Ontology annotation, biological process: L-threonine catabolic process; glycine biosynthetic process. The transcript has 6 exons.
GAUGAAGUCCAUACUCUCUAAUCUGUGAUGAAGUCCUGAAAGUUGACGUGUCAUUGUUUACAAACAACAAGUUAAUAUAACUAAAUAUUUUGACUUGUUGUUUGGUUAAAAUUUAUUUAAGUCCGUGUAAUUUGUGUACAAAAUGUCGACCCAGUCAAUCGUAAUAGACCUUCGGUCAGAUACCGUAACAAAACCCACGGAAUCUAUGAAAGAAGCUAUGAUCACGGCUUCUUUGGGAGACGAUGUCUUCGGCGAAGAUCCAACUGUGAACGCGCUGCAGGCCAAAGUGGCGGAUAUACUCGAUAAAGAGGCUGCUCUUUUUGUACCCUCCGGCACUAUGGCCAACCUAAUUGCUGCAAUGGUGCACUGUUUCAAAAGGGGCUCAGAGAUGUUGUGUGGUGAUCAGUCGCACGUCUUUAAAAGAGAAGGUGGUAUUGCUGAUUUAGCUGGAGUUUAUGUGACUGGACUUAAAAAUCUCCCUGAUGGCACCUUUGAGUUGGACGACUUUGAGAAACACAUUCGAGGCUCCGAUGAUCAUGAGCCCAUUACUAUGAUGGUGUCUAUAGAGAAUACACAUUCAUACUGUGGAGGAAAGGUUAUUCCCCUCGAAUGGAUUCAGAAGCUGUCAGAAAUUGCCAAGAAGCGUUCUGUGGUUGUCCACAUGGACGGAGCACGACUGUUCAACGCGUCAGAGCAACUAGGUUUGCCGCCGUCACGGCUAGCGCGUGACUGCGACAGCGUAUCUAUUUGUCUUAGCAAGGGCCUGGGCGCCCCUGUCGGCUCUGUGCUGGCUGGCACUAGGAGGUUCAUCGAUCAAGCUCGCCGCUAUCGCAAGAUGCUAGGUGGAGGGAUGCGGCAGGCGGGAGUCCUCGCCGCCGCUGGUAUGGUCGCGCUGGAAGAAUCGGUACCCUUUUUGUCCCGAGAUCAUGGCCGCGCACAUUAUAUCGCUGAACAAAUCAAGAAUCUCAAACUUUCAACAUUCACAGUGGAGGACAUGGACGCUUCUCAAACCACUAACAUAGUGCAUGUUAAAAUAAAUGGUAAGGGUGACAUCACAAGUCGCAAAGUUACUGAGAGACUAGCACUCGUCAGUCAGUCUGAAACAAGCUGUAAAACUGCUGAUGGUCUUGGCAUUGUGGUGUUAGCAAGUGCUAAACCAGAUUCAAAAACAGUGAGAUUUGUUCUGCACCAUGAUGUGAAUGACUAUGACCUGAAACAUGCAGUCAAAAAGAUACAGUUGGUGUUGAUGGAAAUUGACAAGAAUAAAUGAAUUUAUUUCAUCAGUCAUAUCUAACUCCAACAAAAUGAAAUAAAUAUUGUAAGCAUUUUUGAUUACUUUGGUAUUUGCUUUUGAAGCAUAAUUUUAUUUAUUGUAAUAAGUUAUUAUUGUCUGUUGUUAGGUGCUAAAUGAAUGGAAAGUGUGCCUUCACUUUAAUUCAAAUCUAUUUGUAAGAAUCUCUCAAAAUGUUUGUUCAAAUUUACCCCUGGCUUCAGAAUUGAGAUUUUGAGCAUGCUCAUUUUCUACUGAUCUUAUCAUGUUAUGUUAA